Messenger RNA from Haemonchus placei, 261 nucleotides. The record is from the annotation of a GenBank genome assembly. Lineage: Eukaryota; Metazoa; Nematoda; Chromadorea; Rhabditida; Trichostrongylidae.
AUGAAAUGUGAGACCACUGGAGAGAGAGAAAAGGAGGAAGUACCAGCCGGCUACGAAGGAAAUGGCGCAGUCUUUGGGGGGAGCGAUAGUGGUGGAGUGGCAGCAGCUCCGAUGACAAUCAAUCAGCCGCGAAUCAAAGGUGAAACUUACGUCAAGAUACCCAAUGUUCACGAAAGCGUAUAUGCCGUAAUGUACUACGGCGAUGCUAUACAACGUGAGAGAGAAGCCUGCCAACCACCAAGUCAGUCACCUGGCUAUUGA